Molecule: messenger RNA, 987 nt
Organism: Nerophis lumbriciformis (worm pipefish)
Lineage: Eukaryota; Metazoa; Chordata; Actinopteri; Syngnathiformes; Syngnathidae
Source: RefSeq, a predicted model, not a curated record
AUGCGUGCAGUUCUUCUCAACAAGGUCGACGACGAGUUCAGCGUCGACAUCGCCGAUAUUCCUGAUGACGAGAUGCCCGAAGGUGACACGCUCGUCGCUGUUCAGUACUCCACCAUCAACUACAAGGACGGUUUGGCCAUAACCGAUUCGUCUCCAGUGGUUCGUUCUUGGCCCAUGGUUCCGGGCGUCGACUUCGCUGGAACCGUCCUGAGCUCGGAAAGCGACCAACUCAAAGUCGGCGACCGCGUCGUUCUGAACGGCUGGGAUGUCGGCGAGAAACACUGGGGCGGACUCGCCGAGCGCGCUCGGGUGCAGGCCGAGUGGCUCACGCAGAUCCCCGAGGACUUUUCCACCUAUCAGGCAGCGGCGAUCGGCACGGCUGGUUACACCGCCAUGCUGAGCGUGAUGGCGCUCGAGGAUCACGGGAUAACGCCUGAGCGGGGAGCGAUUCUGGUGACCGGGGCAGCGGGCGGAGUUGGCUCGGUUGCCGUUGCCGUCCUGUCCAAGCUGGGCUUCGAGGUCAUUGCCUCAUCAGGUCGAGUGGAACAGGAGGGCGAAUACCUGACGGCGCUCGGCGCAUCUGAGCUGUUGCAUCGCGACGAGCUGUCUGGUUCGGGGGGCCGUCCACUCGCCAAACCCCGAUGGGCCGGCGCGGUCGAUGUUGCGGGAAGCCACACGCUGGCGAACGUGCUCGCCGCCACCGCGGCCAAGGGUUGUGUUGCGGCAUGUGGCCUCGCCCAGGGGAUGGACCUCGAGACCACGGUGGCGCCGCUAAUUCUCAGGGGCAUCUCCCUGAUCGGUAUCGAUUCGGUCCACGAGGAGCCGAAACGAAGAGAUCUUGCAUGGCAACGCCUUGCGUCUGACCUCGAUGUCAACCUCCUCGAUACCAUCACGAGCGAGGUGGGCCUCGAAGCGGUGCCUCAGGUCGCCGCGGACAUCAUCUCCGGCGCCGUGCGUGGCCGAGUGGUUGUGGACGUUUCCCAGUAG